UAGCCGUUGGACACGUGUAAUGACAAAGGACCAACGGGCAAGUAAUGCGCCCGCUGAAUACGAUUGGAAUAAGUACCUUCGGUGGAACUGCUCGAUGACUGUUGUGGUUAGGUGAAGCUAUCUUGCUUCAAAAAUAAUAUCGACUCCACAACCAAGCUAUCUGACCUUAUCCUCCGACCGACCCCGACCUAAGGCGUUCUGGACGGACGCAAAACGAACUUGACAGCAUGGGCUCGAUGCAGAAGGAAGAUGGCCAUGCCCAGGGCCUUGGACAGGACUUCACAAAGCAAGUUAUCGCGUCUAUGGGUAAGGACACAAACCCGAGACUCCGUCAAGUUUUGUCCUCUUUCAUCCAGCAUAUCCACGACUUUGCUCGUGAAGUCGACCUCACCACCGACGAAUGGAUGGCUGGUGUCAACAUGAUCAACUGGGCCGGUCAAAUGAGUAACGACCGACGAAACGAAGGCCAGCUUCUCUGUGAUGUCAUCGGCCUGGAAUCACUCGUUGAUGAUAUUACCAACCGGGUGGCCACGAAGAACGGCGUGCCUGGGACGGCAACAGCCAUUUUGGGCCCUUUCUGGCGUGCAGACACGCCUGUCCGUGCCAAUGGUAGCACCAUUGUUCUCAAAUGCCCCGAUGACGGAGAGCUCGCGUUCAUGUAUGGUCAAGUGACCUGCUCCAACACGGGAAAGCCUCUCCCUAACGCGUCUGUUGAUGUUUGGCAAGCAUCCACAAACGGGCUGUACGAGCAGCAAGAUGCGGAUCAACCGGAACACAACUUGCGCGGAAAGUUCAUUACCGAUGAGGAGGGCCGUUACGCGUUCUACUGCCUUCGGCCCACUCCGUACCCAGUUCCGGGAGACGGCCCAGCCGGAAAGCUUCUGGACCUACUUCACCGUAAUCAUUAUAGACCAGCCCACAUUCACCUCAUCGUUCAGUCAGAAGGAUUCAAGUCAGUGACGACACAAAUUUUUGACCAAGAUUCGGACUACUUGGAAAACGACUCGGUCUUUGCUGUGAAAGAUGGGUUGACGGUGAAAUUCACCGAGAGGAAGGGCGACCCCAAAGCCGCCAAAGAGCUCGAGUAUAACAUUCAGUUGGUUUCUGAGAAGUAAAUGGGUUGGAUUGGACAGGACAUUCCUCAACGACAUUGCGGCACUAAGAAACGGAAUGAGAUGAUAAAAAUGAAUUGGGUUCUUGAUGAAGAAGAAAACCGUUCGUGAUAACUGAUUGGGAGGAAACUUGGGAGCAAUACUGUUCAUUCAUCUAGUCUUAGUCAGCUGCUGAACAUGAAUUUGAAAACGGCGAUAGCGAGAGUCUUAUUACCAAGCUAUGAGUACUCGGGCGACAUCAGCAACAUUUCAACACCGGCCCUGUGUCUUGUAGACUAAUCGAAGCG
Colletotrichum navitas is the source of this 1399-nucleotide messenger RNA. RefSeq names its product dioxygenase. The transcript has 5 exons. NCBI's taxonomy places the organism in Eukaryota, Fungi, Ascomycota, Sordariomycetes, Glomerellales, Glomerellaceae. Gene Ontology annotation, molecular function: catechol 1,2-dioxygenase activity; ferric iron binding. Bases 228 to 1115 code for a protein of 295 amino acids. The record is from RefSeq and is a predicted model, not a curated record. Gene Ontology annotation, biological process: catechol-containing compound metabolic process.